Molecule: messenger RNA, 3794 nt
Organism: Papaver somniferum (opium poppy)
Lineage: Eukaryota; Viridiplantae; Streptophyta; Magnoliopsida; Ranunculales; Papaveraceae
Exons: 17
Coding region: 184-3516 (1110 amino acids)
Source: RefSeq, a predicted model, not a curated record
AAUUAAAGUAAACCCCCCCUUCUCUCUCUCAUCAUCUCUUUUCUUCAUCGAAGAACUCUUCUUCUUCUUCGUCCUCGCCGUUACAGAAAACCCUAUAUUUCCUCUCAAAUGUUUCAAACCCUGAAAGGAACCCCUUAGUUCCUUCAUCUAGAAUCUCUCUCUUUUUAUUCAAAAACCUCAACAAUGGCAGGAGGAGGAGUUACCUCAAGAGAACAGAUAAUUUCUUUGCUAAAAAACCAAGAAGAUUUAGCUGUUAAACAAGCUAAAGAUAUUCUUUGUUCUAUUGAACCUUCUUCGCUGGUUGCUGAUCUUUUUCCUUACAUUGUUGAACUUCAGGGUUCUAAUGAAGUUUUGGUUCGGAAAAUUUUGUUAGAGUUUAUGGAAGAGCUUGGGUUGAAGGUGAUGGAUCAAUCAUCUGUAUUCAUGCCCGUCUUUUUGGCAUUAUUGAAAGAUGGUGCUUCAUCUGUUGUACGGCAGUCUAUUGUUAGUGGGACAAACUUCUAUUGUGGCGUUCUAAAAGAGAUGGCACUACAGUAUCGUCAAUCUGGUAAGGUGGAGAGAUGGCUUGAAGAGCUGUGGAGUUGGAUGGUGGAGUUCAAGAAUGCAAUCUGUGGAAUUGCUUUGGAGGCUGGUCCUAUCUCAACAAAGUUGCUUGCGAUAAAGUUUUUGGAAAUGAAUGUUCUACAUUUCACGUCUGACGCCAAUGAUGAUGAGACAUCCUCUAAUGAAGUGAAGGGUCAAAAUUUGAAUAUCACAUGGGUGGUUGGAGGUCAACCAAUGUUGGAUCCAGGCUUUCUCACUUUGGAAGCAAACAGGAGUCUUGGAUAUUUACUGGAUAUGUUGCGGUCAGCAAAGACACUCCCUGGUUGUGUGACAAUUACCGUUAUCAGUUGUCUCGCUGCUAUCGCAAGGAAACGGCCAAUGCAUUACACUAGAAUUCUUUCAGCAUUACUUGGAUUUGAUCCAAACUUCGAGACACCUAGGAGUCAUGCUGCGAGUAUCAAGUACUCUUUAAGGAUUGCCUUCCUGGGUUUCUUAAAGUGUACCCACCGCUGCAUUGUAGAGUCGCGGGAUAUAUUGGUUAAGGCUGCUCAUCAAGUUAUUAGGGAAGUCGAUAAUAAAAUAGUAAAGAAUACUGAACGUGCUUCACGGGUUGUUCGAUUUAACAAGGAGCAUCAAAAAUCAAACCCUUUCUUACCCGUUGCUGGUGAAUUGAAUAAGAAAAGGUCCAUGCUUCAAGAUGUUGACAGCAAGGGCAAUUAUGACGAACCACCAGCAAAAAGGACUCGUUGUCUUCCCGUGGAAAAUGCUGAAAAAUAUUCUGGGGAUGAUGAGGUUCGUUUAAUGCAAAAUGAGUCGACUCCUGUUGAACAAAUGAUUGCCAUGAUUGCUUCCCUGUUGGCAGAAGGAGAAAGGGGCCCUGAGUCACUAGAAAUUCUCAUCUCCAGAAUCCAGCCUGACUUGAUGGCCGACAUUGUUAUAGCUAUUAUGAAACACUUACCUAAGAACUCACCACCAUUGUCAAGUAGAUUAGGGAACAUGCCAGUGCCGUCUUCACUGUCAGGUCCUUCUUUUACAGCCUCCCAAGUUAAAGUAUCAAAUGUUCCAACAACUACUUAUCAGCAGUCUCCCGUCUUCCAGUCACAAGCUGUAACUCCUUUUUCUUCCGCAAAAGCAAUGGGUGCACCUUCUGCUGAUUUGAAAUCGGCUUCCGCUCUUUCUGUAGACCUUGAACGUGAUCCAAGAAGGGAUCCGAGGCGUCUACCAGCAUCUGCAGCAGCAGUACAACCGCUGCCUGCGAAGGAGAUCUCCCGGUUUGCCUUUGAUGCUUUAAUGUCUGUGGAUAGUCCUGUCUCAGUUCAGGUGUCACCAAAGGUUGAUCCAUCUGCAGAGGUUUACAAUUCAACUUUAGAUGUUCCACCUUCUGAACUCAUCAUGGAUCUGGAACCUGUAUUGUCUCUGGAGCAAUCAGAUUUUGCUGUAGUGGAACCGGAGUUGCAGAAUUCUAAUGUGAUUGAUCUUGAUCAGAAUUCUCCAGUUAUACCAGGCACAUCUGCACCUGAUGAGACAUUUCAUGAGUUACCACCUGUCCCAUCAUAUAUUGAGUUGACGGGAGAAGAGCAAAACCAUUUGAGUGAGUUGGCAGUUGGGCGUCUUAUUGAAUCAAGCAGACAGAUACAUGCAACAGGCUGUAGUCAGACAUGCAUGGAAUUACUUGCCCGUUUAGUUUUGCAGACUGCUGCUGAUCAAUAUAUUGUUUCGAUAGUGCAAAAGCAUAUAAUUUCGGAUUAUGAAGACCAGCAGGGACAUGAGCUUGCAAUGCAUGUACUCUAUCACCUGCACAGUGUGGUGAACUCCUGCAAUGAGUUCUCGUCAUUUGCUGAGAGUAUAUAUGAGAAGGUUCUUCUGUCAGUGGCCAAAUCUCUGCAAGAUACUUUGCCAGCUUCAGACAAGUCCUUUAGCAGAUUUCUUGGUGAAGUUCCUCUUUUGCCUGAUUCUGCAUUGAAGCUGCUGGAAGACCUUUGUCGGUUUGACAACCUUGGGAAAGAUGUCCGUGAUGGUGAGCAUGUCACUCAGAGCCUUGGUGCUGAUGGAGCUUUCAACUGCUCUGUUCAUCCACAGUACGACGUGCGUGCAAAGGCUAUCCAUCUGGUUGCAAACAAAUUCUACCAGCUUAGUUAUGCAUCAGAUACAGAGCCGUCACAAGUUGGUUCCACGAAUCCUGAAGAAAAUAUGGAGAUGGAAGAUCUCCAUCUCUUGCGGUCCCAUGGUACUACUAUCGUAGGCAAGCAUAUCCCAUCGUUGUGUGUAUAUAUGGCUGCAGACGGAAGAGAAGCGAGCAAGGUAAUGGAUGUGAAUGGCAGAAUGAAGGUUAUAAAAGAGGCAUAUACUAGCAAAACAGAAAUUUUGUGGGACAGAGUUCUUUUAGGGGGUGCUGGAGAUUCAAGUUGGCUUGCAGAUAUUAUUGAAGAAUUGAAAAAUGUGCCAGCAGAUUAUGGGUGGACUGCAAAAGAUUGUGCGGAUUAUGCUCACUUCAUAAUGAAAGGCUAUUAUCUGAAAGAUAGUAAUUAUGAGAAAUUGACAUGUCACUUUCUUUUUGCAUCUUAUAUAGAUGAAGCGGAGUUAUAUUUUGCAUCAAGAGAUGAGGUUCAAAAAAUAGUAGAUAAUGUGAAGUGUAUUGGAACUGGAGGUAAACAUGCUCGUAAGUACCUGAAACGCCGGUUAGGCCAUCAAACAUUUGCAGCACAUGUGAAUGACUUGAUAUCGGCGGUAGAGUAUGCUUCUGAACAUGAUCCAUAUACAGGGGAUCGAGUCACAGUUCAUCGUGUAUCCCGUGAUCAUGGGGUGAAUGAGCAAGACAUCCAACGUAGUGAUAUCCACCUUGUUCGUCAAGUGGAUGAGCCAGACAUCCAAAGAGAAGUCAGUGAAGAUACCAUGAUACAUAUUCUUACAAGGAAAGUGAGGAAGAUUGAGCGUAGGGAAGCAGCUAAUCGUAGGGAAGCAAACCAAAAUUGAAGAAUUGCUUCUCUCUCGAAUAGUUUCCUGGAUGACGCGACAAACCUGUUGGGUCCUCUAUCAUUAGAUUGUGUUGCUAUGUAAUGAGCAACCAACAAAGUUUUGUUGAAAGAAACAAAAAGGGUAGCCAGUGUUUUCAGUAAUUUACGCAGGUUGGUUUAGUUACAUAUUUUGGAAAAUGGAUACUAGUCUAUUUAAAAGAACCAGAGAAUAACACCGGAUGUCAAACGCUACACACCACGAUGAUCAUUUUAUAUUCUAUUCUUAGUUUUGUUUCA